Messenger RNA from Andrographis paniculata, 641 nucleotides. Its product is annotated as CASP-like protein 1F2. NCBI's taxonomy places the organism in Eukaryota, Viridiplantae, Streptophyta, Magnoliopsida, Lamiales, Acanthaceae. The record is from RefSeq and is a predicted model, not a curated record. Bases 40 to 591 code for a protein of 183 amino acids. The transcript is spliced from 3 exons.
GAGAGAGAGAGAGAGAGAGAGAGAGAGAGAGAGAGGGGUAUGGAUCGAUCAAUGGCAGAGAAACUCCCUCUGGUGGCGUUUUCAAAGUCUCAGAAAGUGUUGUUGACAGCACAAAUGUCACUUAGGGUUUUGGCGAGUGCUGCAAGUGUUGCUGCUGCUUCCAUUACCCUCACCAACAAGGAAACCAUCAUGGUUUUCGGCAUCAUCACCCAAGCCAACUACACCUAUUCUCCAGCUUUCAAAUUCUUCGCCUAUGUAAAUCUGGGAGUGUGUUUUUCCACACUGGUCUCCCUAAUGGCUGCCUUUAUGCUGCUCCGGCGCAAGACGCCGCACCCUACCAAAUAUUUUGGCUUGUUCGUCCACGAUUUCACGAUGAGCCUGUUGCUAAUGUCGGGGUGUGCGGCGGCAACUGCCGUGGGGCAAAUCGGGAAAUACGGCAACAGCCAUGCGGGAUGGAUGCCGAUAUGUCCUUAUUUCGUCAAGUACUGCGCACGUGCCACCGCGGCGUCGUUGCUUGCCUAUGUCGGAAUGGUUAUAUACUUUGUUCUCACUCUUGUCUCUGCGGCUAAGUCUCGCCAAAUAACGCUUUAAUUUUAAUUUUGUUCAUCUCCUUCUGCACUGCAUGCUUAUAUAUAUAUAUA